CAGUAUAGUAUGAUGAUUUUAGUUCCUUUGGAUAAAUACCAAGGAUUGGGGUUGCUGAAUUAUACUGUGAUUCCAUUCCCAAUGUUCAUAGGAAUUUCCAUACUGAUUUUCAUAGUGGUUGUACUAAUUUGCAGUCUCACCAGCAAUGUAUAAGCGUCCCCACCCUCCUUGCCAGCAUUUAUUAUUAUUUGUAUUCUUGAUGAUUUGAGGUACUACUAUCAAUAAACUAAACCAUAUAAUUUGUAACUAAAUAAUUGAUGUUUCUGUACAUCUAAAUGGUUAACAUUUAUUGCAUAAGUACUAUAAACCAAAUACUGAUAUGUCUUAUAACCAUUAUCUCUCUCAUUUAAUCCUCACAGUAGUCAUAUGAUCAAGCAUUGACUUCAUCUUAUAAAUGAAUGCAUUGAAACUUAGAGAUGUUAAUAUGCCCAAGGUCUUAUGGCUAACAAUUUUGACCCAGAUAUGUAGAUUUUAAGUCUAUGUUCUUGCCCUUUGUAUUGUCUCUAUGUUGUGGAUUGCCAUUAUACUUUUUAUGCAUGGGUUUUAUUUUGUCAUUUUUUUUAAUCAUCUUUUCCCUUUUCUUGGCAUUCUUAUCUUUUCUGGCAUCAUUUGUUAAGCACUUGUUAUAUGUUAAUAAAUGUACUAGGUACUGUAAGUACUGUAUUCUGUCUCUCUUCAUUUUUGCCACCUCCCUGUCUACAGGUUUUAUUGUGUCUUACUUAAAGGAGAGGGAAUUUGGGUCUCAGAUAGAAGCACUCCAGCUGCCACGUGGAGGGCCUGUAAGAGGAGCAGGAGUAGAGUUUUCCCUGAGAUUCCUUCGGAGCAGAGGGCAGCAAAGGAUUUGCACGAUUACAGACAGCUGGCCAGGGUACGACUUAGAUUUGUUCACAUACCCACAGCACUAUUACGGAGAUUUGGAAUAUGUACUCAUACCCCAUGGCAUCAUUGUGGACAGAAUUGAGCGGCUGGCAAAGGAUAUAAUGAAAGACAUUGGAUACUGCGACAUUAUGGUCCUGUGUGUACUUAAAGGUGGUUACAAAUUCUGUGCUGAUCUUGUAGAACACCUUAAGAACAUCAGCCGAAAUUCAGAUCGGUUUGUCUCUAUGAAGGUUGAUUUCAUCAGACUAAAAAGUUACAAGAUUGAAGCAUGUGUGAGGUUAAGAUAAUACUACACCCCUGGGAUGUUGGGAGUGAACACCUUGCUACCUAAGAAUGUUGGCAGGCCAAGAGGUAUGUGUUUGUGAGGCACUGAAAGGCCGUAAGCUCACCUUUGAUCUGUGUUCAUAUACUCUCACUUUAGAGCCUGUGUCUACAUGGGUGUUGGUUUUACUCUCAGUGAUUCACAAAGUAGAAAUCAGAUAGCAAAUACCUAAGAAAUGAUUUGUUUUGAAAAUGCAUUAUGACAUUCUAUAUUCACAGUGACUCAAACCAAACUGGAAUAUUUCUAGUGGAAAUAAAAUAUUUCUACUCUUGAAUAAAAUAUUUGGAAAUUUAGCAAAUGGGUUCUGUGUCCUAGAACAAUGUUUACUUGUUUUAAUUAUGGCUUUCUUUUCUUAUUUAAAUGCAUGACUUUGAGUUCUGAUUCUACAGUUUAUUUUUUUCCUAUCUGAUUUGAAAAUUUAUAAUCUUGGAGCAAGAGAUUCAUAGGGCAGUGAGGUGUUUGGAUUUCAGUUUUUUUACAUUAUAGGGCAUGCUCAUUCAAUUUAUCAACUUUAAAAAAUUCAGACAAAAUGGACAUUUCCCAGAAGUUAAGUAAUUUCUCCAGAGACAACAUACAAUUUCAUUAGUCAUUGGAUUUAAAAAUCUAACCUGAUUAAAAAAAAUACAUGGUUCUAUUUCUCCACAUGGCACCCAAAGAAAUAUUUGUUUGUGCAUCUUGAAUCCACAGAUGCCUUGUGCUUCCUCUCUUCAUGUGAGUUCUAGUUCCUACAUUGCAGAUAGAUUCCAAAACCUGCCUUAAGAAGCAUUGUGCUAAAUGGCAUUAUCUUUAUUAGCAUUUGACUAUAUGAACUGAAUAUAAAAUAUCUUCUAAUAGAGCCUUUGUAAAUCUUAGACUGACCAGAAAGGGUCUUUUCUGGCAGAAAUGACAACCCCUGAACACACAGAUAAGAGAGAUUAUGCCCGACUUGAUUCUAACCCCUCUGAUGAUGACAUGAUCAUAGUAGAAUUUUACUUAACCAAUUAUCUGGGCAUAAAGAAUUAUUGUACUUGGAUCUAAAAUAGGGUAAAGUGUUUGGAAUCACAGUAACAAGCAUAUCAGUGAUUACAUUCAACAGAUAACUUUAUUGCAAUUGAAAACUGAAAAAUUAAUCAUCUCAUAAACCUAAAAUUACACACACUGUCACAUAAAGGAUCAAGCUAAGAGGAACAAUAAGAACCCCAAGAUUGCUCAACGUUAUUCCCUGACAGUAUUACACGUUCCUCUUAAACUAACUUUGAACCCACAAGAGGAAGCUAACUCCUGGCUUAUCUCUGUUUCAGCAUAGAGUUCCUUUACUAUGAUUCUGCUUUGAAAAUGGGGAAGCCCUAGGAAAGUCAGUGUUUUCUCCAUAAAAUGGCUGACAUUUCAAGGGUAAAUGGGAUUAGACCUUUUUGAUGCCGUAUUUGACAUCCUUCAUCUUUUAUUUAAUGAAAAGAAUGCCUUAUACUCUGGUCAAGUCUGAUUUCAAAACAUUAUCAAUGGAAUUUUCACUAUUUGUAUACUCACCUGUAAUUUUCCCACAUAGUAAAGUUUUCCAGAGGAAGAGGGACAUGAUCUGAUUUACAGUUUGAAAGGAUCACUGGGGAUGGUAAGUGAAGACUAGGAUAGAGGGUCAAGGGCAGAACCAGGAGGACCAGAGGAGAGGUUGCUGCAGACUCUGGAGACAUUUUAUAGUAGAGCCGGGAGGAUGGGAGGGGAGGUAAAAGAGAAUGACAGGCAUCCAGGAUGAUGUCCAAGUUUGAAGCUUAGGUACCAAUUGGGAGGAAAUAUUUGCAAAACAUGUAUCUGAUAAAGGUCACUUUUCUAGAUAUGCAGCAUUCUUACAACUCAUUAAAUAGAAGACAAAGAAUCUAUUUUUUAAACAUUGGCAAAUGGUUUGAACAGGCACUUUACCCAAAGGGAUUCUUUAUGAAUGGCUAAUGAGAACAUGGGAAAAUUCUCAAUAAUCAUUAGUCAUCAAGGAAACAUAAAAUCACGAGAUACCACUUCACAUUCACUAGGAUGCCAAUGACCAAGAAGUCAUCCAAUUAAAACUAAAGAGGUCAAGUAGUAACCAUCAUUGGGGAGGAAGUGGAGAAGUUGGAACCCUCAUACACUGUUGGUGGGAAUGUACAACAGUUCAGCCACCUUGAAAAACUCUUAGACAGUUUCUUAUAAAGUAAAUCUAUACUUUCCAUAUAACUCACAACCCUACUCCUAGGUAUUUUUAUCCAAAUGAAAACUUUUUUUUUUAUAGAAAGGCUGGUGUGUGAACAAAUCUUCAUAGCAAUUUUAUUCAUAAGAAAUCAAAAUAGAAGCAUUGCAGAUGUCCACAAACUGUUGAAGGGAUAAACAAACCAUGGGGUGUCCAUGAAUAUACAGUCAACAAUAAAAAAGAAUGAGCUACAUGCAAAAUGUGAUACCUGCAGCAGUAUGGGUGAAUCUCCAAUGCUCUAUGCUGACUAAAAGAUCCAGACUUGAAAGGCUACAUACUGUAUGACUCUGAUUAAAUUAAACUUAAAAAAAAAGAAAAAAAAAACAAACAAAGAAAAGUCAUAGCAGAACGUACAACACU
Ictidomys tridecemlineatus (thirteen-lined ground squirrel) is the source of this 3755-nucleotide messenger RNA. The record is from RefSeq and is a predicted model, not a curated record. NCBI's taxonomy places the organism in Eukaryota, Metazoa, Chordata, Mammalia, Rodentia, Sciuridae.